AUGUCGACCUCACCACAGAAGAGGCGGAUGAUGUAUCAGAAGCAAGGGACGGACUUGAGCUCCGCUAGUAGCACCAUCAGCUUCAGCGUGGCCUCGGCAGCCCACAGCUUCCGGCGGCGCAGUACGGUGGAGGGCCCAUCGCCCACGGAUGAUCUUCAGAGCAGCAAUCGCAUCGAGCAGAAGGAAGUGACCCGAUGCAGAGAGAUGCUAAGCAACAUCGUGGCGGGCACGAACACCGAUCCCAUCAACCAAGAGUUCUAUAAAUGCGUCUUGUUUAAGAACCGCUUGGUGACCCGCUGUCAAGUGCUCCACUUUGCGGUCAUGGAAGCAGCGCGACUUCAAAACGGCGGCUGCGUGCGGCAGGUGCUGGAGGCCAAGGCCGACGUGUUUGCGAAGGCCAUGUAUACCACCGUGAAGGGCGAAGUGGCCUACGAAACGGAGCUAGGAGCCAUUCACAUCGCUGCCGGCUUGGGCUCUGUCGAGGCCAUGGAAGCCUUAUGCUGCGGAGACGUGGACGUGCGCCGACUCGUCUCCAGCCCCGCCACGGUGAAUCUUCGAGGAAGCCCCGAGCGCUUUGACUUUUACAGUCCCAUUCAUGAUGCCGCCUAUUUGGGUCAAAAGGAUGCGGUGCUUUGGCUCUUGCGCCACAAAGCGCAGGCCGACGCGCAGAACAAGGAUGGGUGUACACCCCUGCACUUUAUCGCGCUGGUUGGAGGCCGUGGGAACUUGAUGGACUCAGAGGUGCAAGAAGUGGUCCUGGAGUUGCUGGACUGUAAGGCGAACUUGGACGCGAGGUCCUUCUCUGCUCGUCCGCCGUAUCCCUGUGACCCCUUCCUUCAGCAGAAGAUCCCUCUGGAGAUCGCCGCAGAGACGCAGUAUCCAAAGCAUUUGAUGUAUUUGAUGGCAGCGUCCUACCAGUCGAUUGAUUUGGACACACCCAGAGCCUUCGCAGAUAUCCGCCUUUUGUCCAACUGCAAUAUGAAAGUUGCGGAGGAUUUUGCGCACGACCUGGUGGACCGGGCGAGGAACAACCAACAGCUGCAGGACAUGAUCAUUAAGGAGGCGCAGAUGAGUGGCGCCGUGGACCGCAUUGCAGCCUUGCUGUACAUGGUCCCCAGCGCUGGAGCUGCCCUGCUGGACAUGCUGACAGUGCCACCCGCUGUCCAAGAUGCUGCAAAGCAUCCCUUGCCAUCCCGUGCCCCGUUGCACACGGGCCCGGCGCGGUGCACCUACCGACCGGACGUGGUGCAACGGCGUCAGCUGAUGUGGCCACAGUGGGAGUAUGAUGCGGACAACCAGGUGUGUCAGGCCUGGCACUCCGCCUUCAUCCCCUUGCGGGUUGCGGCCGUUCGCCAAGACAACGUCUAUGAUGUGGACGUGAAGGUGGUGCUGCUGCCAAACCUGCUGGAUGUGGAUAUCUUUAUGGCCUUGACUCGGACCUGGGAGACGGACAACCACGUCUUUGCGAAGCUGCCCAUCCAGGGCGCCAUCUACUGCCUUUGGGACAAGCUGGUGUGGCCCGUCUUCGCGUCCUCCUGGCUCUUCAUGGGUGUCGAGCUGGCCGUCUUGCUGGCCUGGGGCCUCCAGUCCAGCGAGGCGAAGAGCAACUCCCUGCAGAACCAGCAUCGGAAUUGGUCCAUCCUCCUCGCUGGUGCCGUUCGAGAAGGAAUGAACCUCUUCUGGUGGUUCCUGGCACACUGGAGCAAAUGGCACUCGCAUGAUGAUCCCACCAUGAAGUCGCUUUGGCACCCGACAGUCUUCUUCACCGAUGUUUGGUUCCUCUCCUCCUGCUUAUCCUUGUCAUGCCGGCUUCUCCUGGUGUUGCCUUGCGUUUAUGACUCCUUCUUUAGCAACAUGGAUCCAGUCAUGUCAGAGUGGGAGCAGGGUCUACUUGCAAUCAACACCUUUGCACAGGGUUUUGCCGUGACCUACAUGCUGCGGCUGCUCCAUAGGUUCAAGAGGAUCUUAGCGAUCUUCAAGACAUUUUUCAGCCGCACCAUUCUGGAGAUGCUCCUCAUUGCUGUCAUGAUUUUCGCCUCCUUCUCCUUCGCCUUUCUGACCCUGAUCCGUCGAGAGCAGGCGGCGUGGACCGUCACCUACCUCUACCGGGGCUUGAUGUUCGGCGAUGGCGAUGGCCUAGAUCGCAUGGGCCUAAUGCUGGGGAGCACGGAGGAGGACAAUAAAAUCGCGCUGGUGCUCUUUAUGGUCUCUGGCACUAUCCUCUUCAACAUCACCAUCCUCAACUUGGUCAUUGCCAUCUACGGCAAUGAGUACGAGCAGGUGAACGCGGAAACGGAGCUCCAUUUCAUGAAGGAGAGAGCGAAGUACAGCUUGAUCUAUGUGGAGAUGCUGCACAAACAGCGUUUGUUACACAUCGUCCAAGAGAUCGCUGAGGUGAGUAGCAUGGAGCAAGUGCCGGUCUUCACCAAACUGGUUCUAAUCCUGGCACAAUGGCUUCUUGCCAUCUUGGAACUACAAAAGAACUUGAUCUCUCGUGUCGCCCACUUGGCACCCCUGCGGACGCAGAUCCUGUUGGCCAUCGCCCUUGUGGCGUUGGUCGCGGCGCCUUGGCUCCUGCGUCUUUUGGACCGGAUCUUAAACGUGCUUCCCAUCACCGGUGCUUUCGUCAUCUCUACAGCUGAGAUUGCAUGGCAGGCGAUGUUGAUUCAAGCUGACUGGUUCCUGCCUGACGCGCCGGAGCUGGCACCCGGCGUGGAAGUGGCACAGAUCAACAGCGACCUCAAGGGCGUCGUGGAGUGCCAGGAGGGCGACAAAUGGCGGGUGAAACACACCGAGAACGGCAGAGAGGGGUUCUUUUUCGCGACUGAAAGCCAACUUCAGAUACAAAACUCGAGCUUCCUGUGGAUAUGUCAUCGUUCAGAUUACAACGAGGAGUUCUUUCAGAGGACCGAAGAGGUCUCCAGACGUGACCUGGAGCAAGUGACGCAUCAGCUAGAAGAGACCAAACAGAAGUUGGAAGAGAACAAGCAGAAGUUGGAGAGACUGGAGCGAAAUUUGGGCGGCAAGUUGGAUGUCCUGAUGAGGUAUUUGUUUCGCCGCUUUACAUGGCCAGUUUCACAUGAGAACCGGCCUAGAAUUUAUCCGCUCCAGGCUCAUGGGGGAUGGCUCCCAUGGCUCCCAUGGCUCCCAACACUCCGACGCGGAGCCCAACGGCGCCCCUGA
Molecule: messenger RNA, 3183 nt
Organism: Durusdinium trenchii
Lineage: Eukaryota; Dinophyceae; Suessiales; Symbiodiniaceae
Source: the annotation of a GenBank genome assembly